AUGAAGAAAUUUGUUGCUGAUAGCAGCGGAGGAGGUCAACACCAUCAACAGCAUCGCUCUAACGAUACCUAUACCUACACGACAAUGGGCUCUAUCCGUAGAUCAAAGACGAAGCGUCGCACUAGGGACUAUGACCAGGUCACCGCCGACAUGCGCUCGCGCAAACACCUGGCCCAGUUCCACGGCACCAAGGACGUCGAGGACCUGCCAGGUCUGGGAAAACAUUACUGCGUCGAGUGCGCAAAGUGGUUUGAGAGUGAAUACAACAUGGUCGCCCACAGGAAGGGGAAGAACCAUAAGCGGAGACUCCGAGUGCUUCGUGACGAGCCUCAUACCCAGAAGACGGCUGAGGCGGCCAUCGGGCUUGGGGUUGUAGAUAACGGCCUAACGACCAGGGACAGCAGUAUGGCCAUGGAGGUUGAGACCGAGGUGUGA
Molecule: messenger RNA, 435 nt
Organism: Arthroderma uncinatum
Lineage: Eukaryota; Fungi; Ascomycota; Eurotiomycetes; Onygenales; Arthrodermataceae
Exons: 3
Coding region: 1-435 (144 amino acids)
Molecular function (GO): zinc ion binding; nucleic acid binding
Source: RefSeq, a predicted model, not a curated record